Molecule: messenger RNA, 3552 nt
Organism: Alternaria triticimaculans
Lineage: Eukaryota; Fungi; Ascomycota; Dothideomycetes; Pleosporales; Pleosporaceae
Exons: 2
Coding region: 1-3552 (1183 amino acids)
Biological process (GO): transmembrane transport
Cellular component (GO): membrane
Molecular function (GO): ATP hydrolysis activity; ABC-type transporter activity; ATP binding
Source: RefSeq, a predicted model, not a curated record
AUGACACGCCCUCUACUGCAAGCAAUGGUCCUGACAACGAAGUGGAGUCUACUUGCGACUAUAUUGCCACGUCUCUGUCUCAGCGCUGUGAAGCUCACCCAGCCUCUUCUGAUUGACAGAAUAACAAAAUGGCUUGGUGAUGCCUCGCGAGAUCAUGAUACCGGGAAAGGUUUGAUUGCCGCGACGAUGCUCAUCUACCUGGUUAUGGCCCUCUUGACUGUGACGUACAGAAGGCAGGCCGACCGAUUUCUCACUACGCUGCGCGGGAUUUUCAUCUCCGCAUUGCAUUCGCAGAGCUUGGCCCUUUCCAACACCCAGCUCUCAGAUGGGAAUAUGCUCACGCUAGUGAGCACCGACGUGUUGCGCAUUGGCAUGAGCUUGCAGCGAGUCGGAGAGAUGUUCGCUGCCCCGUUCGAGAUUAUCGGUGUUGCCGCCUUACUAGCUCGUCAAAGCGGUAAUUCUUGCAUUGCUCCGAUCGCAGUGGGGAUCGCAGUGCCCAUCAUUAGUGCUGUCAAUAGCAAACGAGGUCUGCCGAUGCAGAAAAUCUGGCUCGAAGCCAUUCAACGACGGGUCGCAUACACGACAGCCGUGCUCGGUUGCUCCAAAGGCUUCAAGAUGCUGGGGUUGACCGAGUUCCUGUCGAAUCAGAUUCAAGGGCUGAGAGUGAAGGAACUUGCUGACUAUGCUGGAUACCGGAAAUUUGUCGCUGUCAGGGAAACGCUUGCUUCAGUACCCAAUGCCUUGGGGCCUACUCUUACCCUCAUGAUGUUUACCCUGAUCAAUGGUGGUGACAAGCUGACUCCGAGUGUGGCAUUCAGUACUUUGUCGUUGGUCUCGCUUCUGUCCGCGCCGAUACAACAGGUGGUGUGGGCCAUUAUUGACCUCCAGUUGGCCCAGACGAGCCUUUUGCGCAUUCAGGCCUUUCUGCUUAGCGACGAUGGCAACAACGUUGAGCCCUCGUUCGAUAUAAACAGUGCUUCCUCAUCCAUUGAGAUGACGGCGAUGGUUCCAAAUGGCGUUAGUCUGACCGAUGCGACAGUAUACGCCGGUGGCAAUCCUCAACGGCCUAUCCUUAAAGACAUCUCCCUAGAUCUACAAAAAGGGUUUUUCGCCCUCGUACUCGGACCAGUAGGAUGUGGGAAGUCAACUCUACUUCGUGCUGUCAUUGGCGACAUGAAGCUGGAUGGUGGCAGUCGCACCGUUUCGAGACAUUUCCACUCAUUCGCAUUAUGCUCUCAAGAACCCUGGCUGCCCAACGACUCGAUCCGGAACAUUAUCCUUGGAGAGUCCGAUUACGAUUCGAUUUGGUACAGCACGGUUGUGAACGCAUGCGCAUUAUCGACCGACGUUGCCCGAUUUCCGGCCGGAGAUCACACAACUGUAGGUAACCAAGGCAUGUCGCUGAGUGGAGGACAGAAGCAACGUCUCGCCCUCGCAAGAGCGCUCUAUUCGCGGAUCCCUGUUUUGGUACUGGACGACAUUUUCAGUGGCCUGGACAUCAACUCUCUCAAACAUAUUGCUGGAUCUGUCUUCGGCUCCUCCGGUAUAGCCAAGCGGCAUGGUCUUACAAUCCUCAUGACCACUCAUACCGCCACGUAUUUUGUCCAGCAGGCCGAUCGGAUAGUCGUCUUGGGAAGUGACGGUAGAAUUACUGAGCAAGGGUCGUUCGAGAAGCUGACAAGCAAUCCGAACAGUUUUCUUCAUACCAUCGAGCUUCGGGAAGAGAACGCAGCCAAUACGUCCGAAGAGCCAAACGAUGCUGUUCAAAUUCCGACGAAUCCGGUCGGCGAGUCAGACGAUGCUCUGGAGUCUCCCUCUGCACGCCGGACUGGAGAGUUCUCUACCUAUGCAUACUGGUUCAGAUCAUUCGGAUUGAGAUUUUCCCUUCUGUUCCUAGCCGCAACAUUGUUGGCAGGGUUCUUCUGGAAGUUUAUGGAGAUCUGGGUUCGGUGGUGGUCUGACGCAGAAGCAUCGCGACACUCUCUGGGAUAUUGGAUCGGUUGGCAUAUUGCGUUCGCGCUGCUCGCAUUGUUGUUCGAUUUUGCCAAAUUCUGGACUAUCCUCGUGUGGGCCGUACCUCACUCAUCAGCGCACCUCCAUCAACGCAUCUUGAGCAGCGUAAUGAACGCCCCAUACUGGUUCUUCUUCAAGACGAAUCUGGGGUCGAUCGUGAAUCGCUUCUCCAAUGACAUGACGUUGAUCGAGAGCGCUGCUGCCGGUCCUAUCUUGCAAGCUUCGGAGAGCCUUACGAUGGUAUUGGGCAGCGCAGCAUUGAUACUGGCCGGAUCGAGCUACGCCAGUGCCACUCUGCCGUUCCUGCUUUUGGCGGUCUAUCUAUUACAGCGAUUUUACCUUCGCACGUCGCGCCAGCUCCGUCACAUGGACCUCGAAACACAGGCGCCUUUGGUUGACGCGAUCCAGGAGACGAUGUAUGGCGUUUCGACCAUUCGCGCCUUUGGAUGGCAAUCUGCUUCCCAUGGGAAAUUCAUCAGCCUUUUGGACCGUUCUCAACGCCCGCAUUACCUUCUGCUGUGUAUCCAACGAUGGUUGGGCCUCAUGCUGGACCUUCUGACAGCUGUGAUCGCCACCGCUGUCGUAGCCCUAGCUGUCAGCGUGCCGUCGACAUCAUCUGCGAGUUCUCUAGGUUUAGCCUUGCUCAACAUCUUGGGGUUUAACGGUCAACUCUCCACUUUCGUAGUCGCCUGGACAACGAUCGAGACGUCUGCCAGUGCCGUCUUUCGCUGCCAGAAUUUCGAACGAACGACUCCAGACGAGCAAUCGCGACUGGAAAUUGCGAAAACGAAUGAACACUGGCCGGUAGAAGGGAAGAUCAUCAUCCAAGACUUGCGCGCUACCUAUACCCCUGAUGGUCCAGAUAUUCUCCACGGUAUCAACCUUCGCAUUGCACCAGGAACCAAAGUCGGCGUCUGCGGCAGGUCGGGAAGUGGAAAAUCUUCUCUUUUGCUCUCGGUUUUCCACAUGCUAGAAAACAUUCCCAGUGGCAGUGUUUCCAUCGAUGAUGUUGAUAUUACUACGCUUCCUCGAAGCUCACUCAGGGAACGCCUGACAGCGAUUCCUCAAGAGACACUGAUCAUGCCUGGUUCGAUGAGGGAGAAUAUGGACCCUUUGCAAAAGAGGAGUGUCGACGAGAUGAACUCGGCUUUGGAGAAAGUCGGCCUCGCUUCACUGGUCGCUGAUCGGGGUGGUAUCGAAAGUGACAUGGCCGACAUUGGUCUGUCUCAAGGUGAACUACAACUAUUCGCUGUUGCCAGGGCACUUCUACGCCCAAGCAAGAUCCUGGCGGUGGACGAGAUGACCUCUUCUAUGGAUUCGUUGUCAGAAAAGGUGAUUCUUGAUCUUGUGCGAACCGAGUUUGAAGGCAGUACAGUUGUAGCGGUUGCGCACCGGCUGGCUACCAUUGUUGACUUUGACACCAUUGUAGUCUUGGACGCGGGGCGCCUAGUUGAGUCUGGGCACCCCCAUGAACUGCUUCAGAAACCGGACGGGCAGUUCCGGAGGAUGUGGGACCAGCAGGAGUCACAGGAUCGGUAA